UUCCGAACAUUUGUUCAUGUUCAAAUCAGAAUUAGACCAACGUGACUACUUGUAUACACAAAAACAGAGGGAAAGUUGGUUCUUAACCGGAAUAAAUGAAUAUCUAUCGAAACUGUAAUUUAACCAAAAGACAAGGAGAAGGAAAAAAACGUAUGUCGGCGCGUCAUCCUGCUGCCAGCAUCAUCUGAUCCUCUUCCUCGGUUCGCGUCUUUGAUUUUUUUCAACGGAACUUCAAGCCUCUCUAAUGGGAAAUUAGGGUUUUUUUUUUCAUUUUCUGUCUUAGCCUCUUUGCUUACUCGGAAUUCGAUUUGGUUCCGUUGCAAUGGUGGAGAGACGGAAUCCUCUGGUUCUGUCAUCCACUAGGUCUACACUCCGUUCAGUGCUAAAUUCGCUACAACCCGUCGCUGCCGACGGGAUUUCGGGCGGAUCCGAUUUGUUACGGCGGAACGUUAGGUUGUCGGCGGGCAUUCUCCGGUGGUACCGGGACGGAGAAAAAAAUUCCGAUGCAAAGUUUGAUUCUUUUGAUGACUCCGCAUUGGUCGGACUCUCGACUCAAUUGCUCAAGAGACUAUCCAUCAACUCUGGCUCUUUGGUUGUUAUCAACAACACCGAGAUAGGCAUCCAACGGAUAGCGCAAGUUGUUGUACUUGAUCCUCCCAAGACGACGACGCUGGAAGAUGAAUCUGUCACUAGCCUACCUGUUUCGGACUCUCUUCAUACAAUGCUUGUGUUUCCCACUUACGAUUUGAUGACUCAACACUCAUUAGAUCAAGAGGUUGCUUACUUGUCCCCAAUGUUAGCUUUUAAUCUUAGCCUGCACGUAUCUUGCCUGAAAUCCCUCGUCCAUGGAGGGAACGAGGUCUUAGAGAAGUAUUUUGAUGCUAAAUUUGACGGGGAGUUAGACGGAAAAUCUGCAUCAAAGAUUGGUUUGGAUAUAGAACCUGUGUCCCAAGUUCCAGGCUAUGCAUCACAUCUGAGAGUUUCGUUUGUUAAAAUCCCAGAGUGUGGUACCAUUCAGUCCCUCAGAGUCAAUUCGUCAUUUGAAGCCGAAGAGCGACAAGGAUUAAUAGAUUCCGCAUUGCAUGAGUAUUUUGGAAUUGAUAGACAGCUGUCAAGAGGCGAUGUAUUCCGCAUUUACAUUGAGUGGAACUGUGGUUCAAGCAUUUGUAUCCCAUGCAGUCAAAGGUUAUGCUCCAAGAGCGAGGACUUUAUAUAUUUCAAGGUCAUCGCUAUGGAACCUUCAAAUGAGAGGUUUCUUCGAGUCAAUCACUCCGAAACCGCUCUUGUACUUGGAGGAACUGUCUCCUCUGGUCUUCCACCAGACUUGCUGGUAUCUAGAUCAAAGGUUCCUAUGCCUUUGCAGGAGGAUACAGUAAAUAUUUUGGCAUCGGUGCUUUCCGCACCUCUAUGCCCAUCAGCACUCUCCUCGAAACUUAGGGUUGCUGUUUUACUUCAUGGUCUGCCAGGGUGCGGGAAGAGAACUGUUGUUAACUAUGUUGCUAGGAGGUUGGGGCUGCAUGUAGUUGAAUAUAGCUGCCACAGUUUAUUAUCAUCAUCUGAAAGGAAAACAUCUACUGCUUUGGCCCAGACUUUUAAUAUGGCUCGAAGGUAUACACCAACGAUACUUCUGCUCCGCCAUUUCGAUGUAUUUAAAAAUCUGGGAUCUCAGGAUGGCUCACAGGGUGAUCGAGUUGGUGUGGCCUCUGAUAUUGCAUCGGUUAUUAGGGAACUCACUGAGCCAGUUUCUAAUGGUGAAUACAGUUCCAUGGAAGAAAAACCGAAUAGCGAUUUCUCUGUAGAUGAAGUCAGGAAGUUCAGGGGACACCAGGUGCUGUUAAUCGCAUCUGCUGAAAGUACUGAAGGUCUCUCUCCAACAAUCAGGCGUUGCUUUAGCCAUGAAAUACGAAUGGGUUCUUUAAACGACGAACAGAGAUCUGAGAUGCUGUCUCAGUCCCUCGAAGCUGUGUCUCAAUUCCUUAAUACUAGCUCAGAUGAAUUUGUGAAAGGAUUAGUGGGACAGACUUCUGGUUUCUUCCCUCGGGACUUGCAUGCUCUUGUAGCUGAUGCUGGCGCAAACUUGUUCAACAGUAAAGAGUCUGAGACCGAGAAGAUUAAUUCUCUGUCAGAUGAUCUUCAUGGAGUUGAUGCAGACCAAGCAAGCAGCAAUGAGAUAUUAACAGCUAAGGAAGACUUUACUAAAGCAUUGGACAGAUCAAAAAAGAGAAAUGCAUCAGCGCUUGGUGCUCCUAAGGUUCCUAAUGUGAAAUGGGAUGAUGUUGGAGGGCUUGAGGAUGUCAAGACAUCGAUAUUGGACACAGUUCAAUUACCUCUCCUGCAUAAAGAUUUGUUCUCGUCCGGAUUGCGUAAACGUUCUGGUGUGCUUCUCUACGGCCCUCCAGGAACAGGGAAAACUUUACUGGCAAAAGCUGUGGCGACAGAGUGCUCCUUAAAUUUCCUAAGUGUAAAAGGUCCAGAGUUAAUCAACAUGUAUAUUGGAGAGUCAGAGAAAAAUGUUCGAGAUAUAUUCGAAAAGGCGAGGUCUGCGAGGCCUUGUGUGAUCUUCUUUGAUGAGCUGGAUUCUCUUGCUCCAGCACGAGGUGCUUCUGGUGAUUCUGGAGGAGUCAUGGAUCGAGUGGUCUCUCAGAUGCUUGCAGAGAUUGAUGGACUGAGUGAUUCUUCACAGGAUCUGUUUAUAAUAGGAGCAAGCAACAGGCCUGACUUGAUUGAUCCAGCUCUUCUACGACCUGGCAGAUUCGACAAACUUCUAUAUGUUGGAGUCAACUCUGAUGCGUCUUACAGGGAAAGGGUCCUUAAAGCACUGACUCGGAAAUUUAAGCUAAGUGAAGAUGUAUCGCUAUAUUCAGUAGCAACCAAGUGUCCAUCGACAUUCACUGGCGCUGAUAUGUAUGCGCUGUGUGCCGAUGCUUGGUUUCAGGCAGCUAAGCGAAAGGUCUUGAAUUCAGAUUCAGGGGAUUCUCUUCCAGAAGACGAUCCGGAUUCUGUUGUUGUAGAGUAUGUGGAUUUUAUAAAGGCGAUGGAUCAGCUUUCGCCGUCACUCUCCAUAAGUGAACUUAAGAAGUAUGAGGCGCUUCGAGACCAAUUCGAAGGCCGUUCGAGCUAAACUCUCAGUAGUAUAGUGUAUCUCGAGAUCCGGAUUUUAAUCUGGUAUAUGAGCUGAAUCAGCUGAUCAAUUUGGUAUCAGCAAUUUUUUAAUUGGUUAGUUUGGUUAUCACAAUUUUUUAAUGGGUUGGUUUGGCUAUCACAAUUUUUAAUUGGUUGGUUUGGUUAUCGCCUUUGAUUCAGAUUUGACGACCUCCUCCACAGAGCCACCUUGAUUCUUUUUUCUUCUUCUAACACCAUUUCUUCUUUCUCUUCCGCGACAACUUCCUCUUUCUCAACGCAAUUUGGUUCAUUUUCCAAACGAUUCCAUGGAAAACCUCUGCCUAAACCCUUUUUCUCGAGCUUCACCCUGAAAUGGUUCUAUGGCCUCUACAACUACCUUCAUUUUUUUCUCUACUUCCUUGUCCAUUAGCCUGCUGCUUCACUCCGCUCUCUGCCAAGUCUUUUUCCUUCUGUUUCCACUCUUUCUCCUUAACCCAAUGGAUACGUAGUUCGCCGGAAUCGAAGCCACACUCUUCAUCUUCCCAUCAAUUUUCUUCUCCACUGAAUUUUCCUUGGCAAAAGCUCCUCACUCACUCAUCAAACCAAACCAAACAAAGGAAAGAGGGGAAAAGAGUAAGCGAUCGGACAGUAAGCGACAAAGCCCGUAAGGCCCAUUGGGCUCUCGAACUGUAGUGAGAAAGAGCAAUAAACGCACGCACGAAUUAUUACGACAUAAAUAUUAAAUAAAUAAAUAAAAACGGC
Messenger RNA from Thlaspi arvense, 3864 nucleotides. NCBI's taxonomy places the organism in Eukaryota, Viridiplantae, Streptophyta, Magnoliopsida, Brassicales, Brassicaceae. The record is from the annotation of a GenBank genome assembly.